Neolamprologus brichardi is the source of this 7656-nucleotide messenger RNA. NCBI's taxonomy places the organism in Eukaryota, Metazoa, Chordata, Actinopteri, Cichliformes, Cichlidae. The record is from RefSeq and is a predicted model, not a curated record.
UGAGAUGAACGGCCAUCUGAGGACAACCGUGCUGGGAGCCAGACAGUAUACGCACACCACGGAAAAAAACUGUGUAUGUGUGUGUGUCCCUAGACUGCUCCGCCAACCGCUGUUGUACCGCAGAAAAGCGGACACCUUGCACACAAACCCUCCUGAGUUGAAAUGAGCAGCGUCACUCUGAAAUAACCGACUGUCGCCGCAACAAAAUAGCGGCUUCACAACGGCGACUCGUUUUUCGGCUCCCGAGGGUUGCCACAGUGGAUCAUCUGCCUUCAUCUCACCCUGUUCCUAACAUCCUCAUCUGUCACAACAACACUCUCCAUGUUCUACAAGAACUUUGUCUGUUGUCUUCCUCAUCUCCUCCUGCCUGGCAGCUCCAUGUCCAAGAUCCUUUGUCCAGUAUAUCCACUGUGCUUCCCCUGCACAUGUCCAAGCCAUGCCAGCUUUGUUUUGCAUUUGUCUCCAAAUCGCUCAACCUGAGGUGUCCUUAUGAUGUACUCCUUUCUAGUCGCGUCCAUCCUGGUCAGUCCCAGUGAAAAUCUAGCGUAUUCAGCUCAUGUCUUUUUCGUGUCAGCAUCUCCAAACUAUAUACCAUAGCAUCUCGUAAAACUUCCUUUUCACUCUUGUUGCUAUCUUUAUCUCAAAAUUACUCUUGAAACUUCUCUCUGUCCAUUCCAAACUGCCUGCACUCCUUUCUUUACCUCCCUUGUACACUGUACAUUGCUUUGGAUGGUUAAUCUCAGGUAUUUAACCUCUACCUCUAACCAUCUACCUUCACUUCAUCUGCUUCUUGCAGCUUCACUGUUUCCACAAAGCAGUUUCCUUCUCAUUCACACACAUGCAUUCUGUUUUGUUUGUACUGACUUUCCAUCUGCAGAGCAUACCUCCACUUGUCCAGGCUCACUACAGAUCAUGUCAUCUGGAAACGUAUUGUUCCACGGAGACUCCUGCCUGACCUGUCCGUCGUUAUCAUUACAAACAAGAAAGGGCUCAGAGCUGAUCCCUAAUGUAAUCCGACCCCCCAUCUUGACUCUAAUUAUCACACCUCAUGGCAGCUCUGCACACCCUUGUUCCAGAAAACCAUAACAGCCUAGUCGACAACCUUUGUUUUGAAAGUUUUGCUACCGGAACUACUUUUGCCUUGCUCAUUGGUGCUUGCUGAGAGAGAGAAAAGAAAGCAAAGGGAUUCAGGCGGUUGAAAUGGAGAGCGAAGGGACUGGGAGGGUGAGUGAAAAUGUUCAAGAGACAUGGCGUGGCAGCAUGACACAAUAAAGGGGACCUCGGUUCACCAAAAGGAGUCCUCGGAAUAACAGAAUCGGGGAGGCGGAGGACUCGAUCUGACUGUCUAGAGGAUUUUCAUCUCGUUUUGCUUUGGUCUUACCUCGUUUAACCCAAUCAGUGGGCACACAACGUUUCAGCUGAGCAGUAUCUGCAGAGAGAAGUCUGUGGCUAACAACCAAGUCUGACAGGAUACAAGAUACUCAGUAUGAGUCGAGAUGGUUGGAUGAGGAAAAGAGCCAAUGCCAGCGAUGACAAUGGUUGGGGCGAAAGGGGUGGCUACAUGGCCGCCAAAGUUUCUAAGCUGGACGAGCAGUUUAGACUUGACGCCCCCAGAGAAAAGCAAAAAGAAGGAGCGUGCUCCAGCAUCUUCACCGGAGUGGCUAUUUAUGUCAACGGAUACACAGAUCCCAGUGCAGAUGAACUACGCAGACUGAUGAUGCUGCAUGGGGGUCAGUUUCAUGUCUACUAUUCACGCUCCAAAACCACCCACAUCAUCGCCACUAACUUGCCUAACAGCAAAAUUCAGGAGCUCAAAGGGGAGAAGGUCAUCAGGCCAGAGUGGAUCACUGACAGUAUCAAAGCUGGGCACCUCCUGCCAUAUCUACAGUACCAGCUGUAUGGCAAACACAAAGGCCCGCUCUUCCCUGGCAUGACUCUUCGUCAGACCUCAGAGAUUCCUGGACCGAGCCAUGGGGUGCUUCAAUCAAAUCCCCAUCUAAAACUAAAUCUGCCGCAAUGCAAAAUUAAAUCCCCUGUUCUCAAUCAUAAGAAGUCUUUAUGCAGCGCUCAGAGCAUCCCCAUCCCCGUCCACAUCCCCAGCCAAUCCCGACCUCAACCUGAGUCCAUUCAGCACAGCUCUCCAGCUCGCUUUGUUACCCCCGAACCGAGUCACUCUGCAUCCGGCCACCUCAUUACAGAUCCCAGCCACAGAAGCCCUUUGCACACACACCUGCUGCUUAAUCCAAACUCCACAAAGCACCCACACAAGUCUCCGCAGUCUGCUUCCUCACAGGAAGCGGAAUUAAAAACAAAUAGAAACUUGCAGACCUCAGUGGAUGUGAGCCAUUCAAAAAUGAAUGAAAUCCAAGAGUGUAGCAAAGAAGAACCUCAUCUCGCUGGGGCCUCAGAUGUGAAGGAUGCCCCCUUGACCAAUGGACACACUCACAUUGUUAAUGGUGCCUUAAAUUCAGAGGUCCUGUCCCCUGUUACAAAUCAACCAUUUUUGAUCAACAGCCUGUCCAAAUGCAGGGUUAGGAGUUCACCAGAUAAACCUCAAAGUCCUGUACAGUUCCAGGCCAAGCCUGACCCCUACGAGUUUCCCCAAAGCCCUCCAAAGCAAUCUGACCAGUCCCUUGUCCUCGUGCAGCAAUCCAGCUCACAAAGAGCCAAUGAGAAAAGACUUAAGCCUCCACCACCAACCUAUCAAGAGGCUAUAAAAGCCACUGAAAGCCACCUCUUCCCAAAGCAGCUUCAAGCACCCCUUCAGGUCGAUAUGAUUUCUGAAAAGACUCUUUCUCCUGCAUCUCGCUCUCUUUCACAUUCUCCAGUUCGACUAAACGGAAGUCACCACAACGCCUUUACAUCUGACUCUGCCUCCCUCAGCACAAAUAAUGUAACAUUCAAAUCUGAACCUCCCAUGGAUGAGUCAUCGUCAUCCAAGUCUUCAGCACAGCUGCUAGAACAUACGGGCAGUUUGAUCUCCGAGUUCUACUCUCACUCACGUUUGCACCAGAUCUCCACGUGGAGGAGUGGCUUUUCUGAGUACGUCAAUGAACUGCACAGCAAACGAAAAGGAGCAGGGGGCGCCAGCCUUCCUGGGAAAGAGCGUUUGAGGAAAUCUGCGGCCCAGCGAUCUAUAGACACUAAAGGUUCAUCAGCCCAAGUCAGUGUUAAAUCUUGUAUCCUCCAUGUGGACAUGGACUGUUUCUUUGUGUCUGUGGGGAUUCGAAACCGACCAGAUCUUAAAGGUAAGCCUGUAGCUGUGACCAGUAAUCGUGGACAGGGCAGAGGGCCUGUGAGACCAGGAGCUAACCCUCAGCUGGAGAUGGAAUACUACCAGAAAAAAUACACACAUCCACAAGCUGAGAGCGCAGAGGAUGAGAUACACACAACUCCUUCACAAGAAAGUCCUGACUCUCGUACCAAUGGAGUGGAGCAGGAUGCUGUUGCUCUCUCAAUGGCAGAGAUUGCAUCCUGCAGUUAUGAGGCCAGGCAAGCGGGCGUAAGAAACGGCAUGUUUUUUGGGAAAGCAAAACAGCUGUGCCCCGCACUGCAGUCUGUCCCAUAUGAUUUUGAGGCCUAUAAAGAGGUGGCCCUCAAUAUGUAUGAGACUCUGGCCAGUUAUACCCAUGACAUCGAGGCCCUCAGCUGCGAUGAAGUGUUGAUAGAUGGCUCUGCACUGCUAGCUGAAGUGGGCGCCAGCCCUGAAGAUCUAGCCAAAGCGGUCAGAGCAGACAUCAAGGAGAAAACGGGAUGCUGUGCUUCAGUGGGCAUGGGGUCCAACAUCCUUUUGGCUCGGCUGGCGACUCGUAAGGCCAAACCUGAUGGCCAGUAUUUCCUAAAGUCUGAAGAAGUGGACGAUUUUAUCAGGGACCUCCCGGUGACAAGCUUGCCUGGUGUUGGGCCUGUUAUGGGGAGAAAGCUGGCCCUCAUGGGUGUGCGGUCCUGUGGUGACCUCCAACAAGUUUCUCUGUCUAAGCUGCAAAAGAAGUUUGGACCCCGUACUGGACAGACUCUGUUCCGCUUCUGUAGGGGUCUAGACGACCGGCCAGUCCGCUAUGAAAAGGAAAGGAAAUCUGUCUCUGCUGAGAUGAACUACAACAUCCGCUUUACUCGGGUUGAUGAGACAGAGUGUUUCCUGACUAAUUUGUCCAUGGAAGUGCAAAAACGUUUACAAGAAGCAGGUCUGCGGGGUCGAAGAGUCACUCUGAAAGUCAUGGUUCGCAAAAUUGGAGCGCCACUUGAACCUGCUAAAUAUGGCGGCCAUGGCAUAUGUGAUCAUUUAGCCAAGACCGUGAUGCUCGCUCAGUCCACUGACAGUGGUCAGCUAAUCGCUGCUGCAGUCAUCAAGCUGUUCCACGCCAUGAAGGUAGAGGUGCAAGACUUGAGAGGAGUUGGCAUUCAGGUUCAGCUUCUUGAGGGACAUCAGUCUGCAACACAGGACUGCCGAGGCCUGAGAGGACGCUCCAUCAAAGAGAUGCUGUUAGGCCAGGGAUCGAGUGCCAGAUCUAAUAACCGAGAUGCUGCAGACGCGCUUCAGGAGAAGACUACUUCCUCUACAACAGUCCCAACAGCAAACUCCGCGCCAUAUCCUUUGUCACCUGCUGAGCCAGUACCCGGAACAAGCAAGGAACAACCAGCGUGCAGACAAACUCCAAAGCAUUCUCGGACACGUCUCAACUUAAGUAUCGAAGUCCCCUCCCCUUCACAGGUGGAUCGUUCUGUGUUGGAGGCCCUGCCUGCAGAGCUGAGAGAACAAGUGGAGCAGUCGUGGACCAGGAGAGAUGGGAGGCCAAAUAACUGCCAUUCCCCUGGUCUGCAGCUUUCCCCUCUCAUUUCUCAUCCAGCCUCUCCCCCUCGUUCUCCCCUUGCAACCGUACCUGCACUGAAUUAUCCACCUGUAGGAACGUUGGUCCUGCAGAUUCCAAACCAGCCAGAAAGUCCAGGAAUUGUACUGGAACUGCCUAACUUUUCACAGGUCGAUCCAGAUGUGUUUGCUGCCCUUCCCAAAGAACUACAGGAGGAGCUGAAGGCUGCCUACAGCCGUGCAACCGGUGUCCACCCUCAGGUGAAAAUGUUGGAGCAGAAGAAUCCACUGCUGCAGCUAAAACAGUCCGGGGCAGGAAUCGGCAGUGGCCGUGUAAAGCGUCGCUACAAGAGAAAAAAUGCAGUCAGUCCUCUUAAGAAAGGAGCUUCUCCACUCAAGAAGCGUCCAACAACAAACAGCCCAGCCAAAAGCCUGCCACCUAUUGGAAAACCACAGGAACCAAUAAACAUUCGAAAGACUGAAAAUGGUCCCUCAACAUCAGUUUCAAAACCAGAGAUCCCACCAGCUGUGGUUAAAUUGGCUGCUCGUCCUCCUCCAGCACUGGCAGGAGCCUGUGACUUGACAGACAUUAAAACACUACUACGGGAAUGGGUUACCACCAUAACAGAACCCAUGGAGGAGGACAUCUUGCAGGUGGUGAAAUAUUGCACUGACUUAAUUGAGGACAAAGAUUUGGAGAAGUUGGAUUUGACUAUGAAAUACAUGAAAAGGCUCAUGCAGCAGUCAGUGGAGUCUGUUUGGAGUAUGGCUUUUGACUUCAUCUUAGACAACGUGCAGGUGGUUUUGCAGCAGACUUACGGCAGCACCCUGAAGAUAGCAUGAAGAACGACGGGGUGCUCUCCUCGCUACAUGCGAUCGUUGUAAACAACACUUUUUUGAUUUGUUAAUUUCACAAUAGAAAUCAUGAUGUCUAAAUUCUGACUUAUGAAAGAUACAAAUAAUGGCUACACUUUUAUGAGAAAGAGCCAUGACAGUAUUUUGAAGUAUUUUGGACAAAGCGGUUGUUUUUAUCACAGAACAAUGAUGAUAGUAGCAGCUUUUUGGAAACUCACUUUCAUUCACUCUUAUUUUCCUACGACUCAUUUUCAUAUGCAAGAUUUUAUUAAGGGCAAAAAAAGCAUUAAGGGUAUCUGUUUUUUAUAGCACUGCAAAACUUUCAGCUGGUAUUAGAUCGCAUACUCCUGUGGUGACCUGACCAUUAGUGCUGUAGAUCUGCUCCAGAGAUCUGUUUCCAGAGACAAGUCAGUUUCAUUUUGGGUUAGAGAGUCACAGAGAGUCAGAUCUGGAGAGUGGGGCAGUUGUGUUAAUGUGGCCAAAAAAAUGAUGUGAGCAGGCAGGUGAUUACACAUGCCACAGGUCAGUUUUUGUUUGUUGUUUGUUUGUUUGUUUUUGCAUGCAUCAGGAUCUUAACACUGAACCCUACAUUCACUGUGCACAUAAAUGUCCAAAAAGUUAAAAACAAGCGCACUCCUCGUAGCACUCGACGGCUUUCUGGCUCGAUCCUACCAACGAAGGCUGCUGUUAGAUCUCCGAGUCGUAGCUGGACUCUGAGACAAACAAUAACAUCCGUUCCAUCCAGGCCUGAUUUCAAAAUGUAUUUUUUGUUUUCCUUUUGGGUUUUUUCCCCAUCUUGAGCGUUAGAAUCUGGUAUGUUAAAUUCUCCUCGCUUGGAUACGUGAUCAUGUUAAAACAAAAAGUAUAUUUCAGCAGUUUUACAAACCGCUUACCUUGUAGCAUUCUUUAUACAUAAGACAUUUUCAGAAAUGAUUGGAAAAUUUUUGGGGGGAUUUUUCCCCCAUCAUUAUUUUAUCGGUGCUCUUUGCCACUAGCACUUAUCUGUGAACCAUCUACUGCUGCGUGCAGCAGUGUCGCUUUUUUUUUUUCUUGUUUCUCGUUUCUUUCCAAAAAAAGAAGUGCCAAACGCUGUUAUUAUACUGUGUAAAUAAUGUUUUAAGGAUCUUUGUCUAAAGUUUUAAAAGAAAAAAACAUGUAUGUAGAGAAAUUACCUCUUGUAUUGUUUACCGGUAGUGGAUUCUUAGUAACUGUCUCUAAAUUGUAACUCUUUAAAUGUUUCUAAAUGUUCCAACAUGGAAGUCAGAAGCUGGCCAAAGCACUUGAGGUGACGUUAACUGUUGAUUCUCAGUAGCACUCUGAUAUAGGAGGAUGUCGACAGGGGUUAUGGCAAUCAAUGAGUAGCCUAUGCAUUUCUGUUUUUUCUCACAUAACAAUGAAAUGUCCCUUCAAGACUACGUGACAUUAAAUAAAGCAUUUAGUGUUUAUGCUGAAUGUGCAUAGGAAGAGGCGAUCUGAUUUUUAACUCUGUCACCCACAGUGUCUGAUUCACACCCUCGAGACACUUUGUACAGCUUGCAGCUGUGUCGCAGUAUUUGUGUGAGGUUUGACUUUAACAGCAGAUGCAGCUGCUUGACUUGUGAUCGCACCGUGGAGGAUAAUUUGCUUGCAGUUAAAAUGCGUGUUUUAAAAGAUAAUUCUGAUAUGCAAACCAAAUCAAUCGGUCAUCUUUUGAAACUUGUUGAAAUGAAUGUAAUUUAGAAUGUGUGAUUCAAUUUCAAGACGUUGCUUCUCUUCACCUCUCACGUGUUUCCCGAGGGGAAUGGCCAGAAGUUAAAAUAAAAUAAUAAUAAUAAAUUGGCCUGUCUUGUCUAAUCUGGCUCGUGCCUGAAGACCUGAAGCUGUGAAACUUGUUUGUAAGUUUUCUAAACCUUGGUAAUAAACUGUAAAUUCUGUAUUCAUUUAUUUGUCUUUGCCUUUCUAUAAACUGGCCUUCAAAAGGACUUUCAGCUGAUAGAAUAUGGUUAUUAAAAUGA